Penicillium nucicola is the source of this 1422-nucleotide messenger RNA. RefSeq lists its product as uncharacterized. Gene Ontology annotation, biological process: lipid metabolic process. NCBI's taxonomy places the organism in Eukaryota, Fungi, Ascomycota, Eurotiomycetes, Eurotiales, Aspergillaceae. Bases 1 to 1422 code for a protein of 473 amino acids. Gene Ontology annotation, molecular function: phosphoric diester hydrolase activity. The transcript has 2 exons. The record is from RefSeq and is a predicted model, not a curated record.
AUGAGCUUCCAGCCUCCCCCGCAAAAUAGCUCCACCUCUCUGGGCGCUCAUUUCGAACCCUACACAGACUCAGUCAACCCAGAAGAAGAUACAAACAAACACAAUGCAAACGUCCAGCCUGUUCUCGAGGGCCCAGCUCAUUCAUGGAAUCGAGUAUUGACCCGCUCAUCCUGGACAUCAUCCAACGAAGAUCCCCAGCUCGCAGAACAGCCAGCUCCCAAGAAGCGAUCUUGUCGCUCGAGAUUCCUGAAAGGACUAGUGCGCACCGUAGUGGUGAUUCUCAUCAUGCUAGGCAUAAUCCAAUUUAUCUCCAUAGCCUGCGGCAUCGUCCUCGCCUUCUUCCCAGACGAGUACGACCGCGCAGUCAACAACUGGCUACCCAAAAACGACCCAAUCCCAAAGCAAAACGCGGACAACCCGCCAAUCCCAUUCCCAACCCACUGGCCAACAGAUAUCUCCCGCGAUAUCACCCCAGUAGCCUGCCAUUCCCACAACGACUACUGGCGCCGUGUACCCCUCUACUCAGCCCUGCAAGCAGGCUGCAUCGGCGUCGAAGCGGACGUCUGGCUCUUCGACGACGAGCUCUACGUCGGACACACGACUUCGAGCCUGACGCGUGAACGCACGUUACAGUUCAUGUACGUCAAUCCACUUAUCUCAAUCCUCGAGCGCCAAAACCCUAUAACGGAAUUCCAUCCGUCAAUCGAUACACCUGCGCACGGCAUCUUCGACACAGAUCCCGAUCAAUCGCUCAUCUUCCUGAUCGAUUUCAAGACUGCCGGGCCGGCGACGUACCAUGCCGUGGUGGAACAGCUUGCUCCACUGCGUGAACGUGGGUAUCUCACGCACUUCAAUGGCGAGGAGAUCAUCCAGGGCCCAAUCACUAUUGUCGGAACGGGGAAUGCACCAUUCAACCUGAUCGAUGCGGAUUCCUCGUAUAGGGAUAUUUUCUUCGAUGCACCACUCGACAAACUCGUAGAUUUCCCCGAGGACGACUCAACACCAGGAGCAGAGCCAGAAGUCGAGUCUGAAUCCGAAUCUGAGUCUGCUUCUGAGCCAGACCUAAAGCAAUCCAACGACCACGGCCAAGGCCAAAGCGGUAUGCCGAGCAAAAUAACAGCAAACACCUUCAACGCUACAAAUAGCUUCUACGCCUCCGUCUCCUUCCGCGCUGCAAUCGGCUUCCCCUGGCCAUUUCACUUCACCCAGAAGCAAAUGGAGCUGAUACGGCACCAGGUAAGGAUUGCGCAUAAGCAUGGGUUGAAGGUUCGGUAUUGGGCGUUGCCGAGUUGGCCGCAGAGUUUGAGAAAUCAUAUUUGGAGAAUACUGGCGCUCGAGGGCGUCGAUGUUCUCAAUGUCGAUGAUCUUGUUGGUGCUACCAAGGGGGGGUGGAAUAUCCGGAUUUUUGACUGGUGGCCUUGA